GCCCCCCAAGAUUUGGUUGGGGGAACUCAGUCUUUGCAUCCGUUUAGGACGAGCACGAUCUGGCGAUUGACGCACAAAAACAGCAUUGACUGCCUCUUGACACUGAUAUUGCAGUCGUGAUUCCACUUAUUCAAGAUCCGACGCACAACUGCUUGUAGGUCUUGGUACGAUUAAUUGGUCUUUGAGGGAUUCUCGCAACCUACAUCAAGGUUCCUCUACCUUGGUUGCCAAUCCCUACAUUCCAUUUGACGACGCGCAUCAAUGUCCGCCGCACCGCCUCCCAUCGAAGUCCUCGCCCAUGGUACACCACAGUCUGGGCCACCUCUGUCCGACGCCGACCAGGCGCUGUUAGAAGCCGAAGCUCGCUUUGCAGAGGAACAUCGGGGACAUGAGAAACAGCAUGCGACAAUGGCGCUCAUCCUCAUAAUGGGAUUGAUCAUAUCUCAGUUGGGCAUCUUGGUGUGGAAAAAGUAUCAUAUUAAAUCAUUCCAAUUGGCGACCCUACUCGGGUUAUGGAUCGUUCCCCCAAUAAUGGGCUUCCAAGCGGGAAAUAUGCGAUACGUUUUUGUGUGGGUCCUCUUUUCGCUGGCGAAUGGCUGGAUUGUGCGUAUGGCAUUGCAAAAUCCGAUGCAGAGUGUGACUCCUAGAUUGGUUUACAAGUGGUAUACGUGGGUGUACAACCUCUCGUAUGGUAUUGGAGUGGUGGGAUAUGUGGUGGUAUUGCUUUCAUUCUUCCACAUACCGGUGGUGGUGGGAAUCCGGAUGGAGACAGAGAUAAAGUUCUUUGAGACCGGUGUGAUCCUCCUCUUCUAUGGCUUAUACUUUGGAACACUCUCUCGUGAUUUUGUGGAAAGGCUUUCAGACCGAAUGGCAACCACCAUGGGAUACUAUUCUCGUACUGGGUUUCCUCGCAAGCACCUGCGAUCCAACAUGUGUGCCAUUUGCGGCGACACUACCACAUCCGAUGGUACCGCCGAUAGUUCUCAAAAGUUGCACCGAUUAGGAUGUGGACAUACAUACCAUGAAAAAUGCAUAAGAGGAUGGACUAUCAUUGGCAAGAAGGACUCGUGCCCAUAUUGCAAAGAAAAAGUUGACCUAAAAGCGUUCAAGAAGAACCCAUGGGACACGUCGCAAAUGCUUUACCUGAACCUGUUGGAUGCACUGCGCUACAUGAUCGUCUGGAACCCUAUCAUCUUUUUGAUCAUACAUUUGGUGUUUGAGAUAUCAGGAUUGAAGUAGUACCCAUGUGCGGUGCUAUCUGUAUUUAUUUAUAUUAGACAACGAUACACAUACCAUAGAAAGCAUACUUGGACGCUUG
Messenger RNA from Spizellomyces punctatus DAOM BR117, 1318 nucleotides. RefSeq lists its product as uncharacterized. The record is from RefSeq and is a predicted model, not a curated record. NCBI's taxonomy places the organism in Eukaryota, Fungi, Chytridiomycota, Chytridiomycetes, Spizellomycetales, Spizellomycetaceae. Gene Ontology annotation, molecular function: metal ion binding; ubiquitin protein ligase activity. Bases 262 to 1239 code for a protein of 325 amino acids. Gene Ontology annotation, cellular component: endoplasmic reticulum membrane; Golgi membrane. The transcript is spliced from 3 exons.